Messenger RNA from Mustela erminea (ermine), 2988 nucleotides. RefSeq names its product zinc finger DHHC-type palmitoyltransferase 7 (gene ZDHHC7). Gene Ontology annotation, cellular component: Golgi apparatus; endoplasmic reticulum. The record is from RefSeq and is a predicted model, not a curated record. Bases 217 to 1143 code for a protein of 308 amino acids. The transcript is spliced from 8 exons. NCBI's taxonomy places the organism in Eukaryota, Metazoa, Chordata, Mammalia, Carnivora, Mustelidae. Gene Ontology annotation, molecular function: protein-cysteine S-palmitoyltransferase activity. Gene Ontology annotation, biological process: peptidyl-L-cysteine S-palmitoylation; protein targeting to membrane.
CCCGGCCCGGCCAUGAGCGCGGCCGCAUGAUGCGUCCCUGCCUCAGCCGCCGCAGUCGCCGCCGCCGCAGGCCGGGAGAAGCCGCAGCGCCGGGCGACCCCGCCCGGGCCUCGGAUCCUGUCACACGCGACACUAUGCACCUUAAGAUCCUGAAGAAAAGGCGCAAGAUAUUCAAGUAAUGUUUCAAGAUCGUCUGUGAGGGUGCGCGGGGAAAUCAUGCCGUCAUCAGGACACCGGCUCCGGGAUGUCGAGCAUCACCCUCUCCUGACCGAAAAUGACAGUUACGACUCUUCGUCCUCCUCGUCCUCGGAGGCCGAUGUGGCAGACAGGGUCUGGUUCAUCCGCGAUGGCUGCGGCAUGAUCUGUGCCGUCAUGACGUGGCUCCUGGUCGUCUACGCGGACUUUGUGGUGACAUUCGUCAUGCUGCUGCCUUCCAAAGACUUCUGGUACUCUGUGGUCAAUGGAGUCCUGUUUAACUGCCUAGCGGUGCUGGCCCUGUCGUCCCACCUGAGAACCAUGCUCACCGACCCUGGGGCAGUACCCAAAGGAAACGCGACGAAAGAGUACAUGGAGAGCUUGCAGCUGAAGCCGGGGGAGGUCAUCUACAAGUGCCCCAAGUGCUGCUGCAUCAAGCCCGAGCGCGCCCACCACUGCAGUAUUUGCAAAAGAUGUAUUCGGAAGAUGGACCAUCACUGCCCGUGGGUGAACAACUGUGUAGGAGAAAAGAAUCAGAGGUUUUUUGUGCUCUUCACGAUGUACAUAGCUCUGUCCUCCGUCCACGCUCUCAUCCUCUGUGGGCUCCAGUUCGUUUCCUGUGUCCGAGGGCAGUGGACUGAGUGCAGUGACUUCUCACCCCCCGUGACUGUAAUCCUGUUGGUCUUCCUGUGCCUUGAGAGUCUUCUGUUUUUCACUUUCACUGCAGUCAUGUUCGGCACCCAGAUCCACUCCAUAUGCAACGACGAAACGGAGAUCGAGAGGCUGAAGAGCGAGAAGCCGACGUGGGAGCGAAGGCUGCGAUGGGAGGGCAUGCGGUCUGUCUUCGGGGGGCCCCCCUCACUCCUCUGGAUGAACCCCUUUGUUGGCUUCCGGUUGGGGCGGCUGCAGACCAGACCCAGGAAGGGGGGCCCAGAGUUCUCGGUCUGAGGCCUCAUCGUGCCGGGACUUGUCACCAGACUUAAGUUAUUUCUCUGGGGUCUGAAAGGGUAUGAGCAGCUCCCCUGUGACCAUUAGGGCAGACGGAGCCUACAGAGACCGGUUGCUGGCAGCAAGCAGAGUUUUCUAGAUUUAGAGUCACACACCAGAUUUUUCCAGACCAGUGACGGGGUGACGCUCUGGCCAGUUUUUGCCUGUACGACUAACGGGAGGUACGUGGCCACGUGAAGAAGCCAAAUGUCAUUAUCUUCCUCACGGUUAGGGUUUUUGUUAAGAACACUUGGCAUUUUCUGAGAAGUCGCGUGGGCUGUUCCAUGGUGAUUAAAGUCCUGUGUACUAAGCUGCUUUUUUCAAUCAUGAAGAAAAAACAAAAGUCAAUCCAGUGACAGACUUCUCCAGCUAAAGGUUUCAGGGCGUUCCUGUCGACCCGGGGCUUCGUCAGUGCCCUCGCUCGAGCAAGAAGGGGCGCUUGCACAGAGACACACUGUGAUCUCAGUGAGCUCCGAUACUUUGCACUGAAUACGCAGAAGAUCUGGGCACCGAACCGCGGCGGUGGCUUCAGGUUCGCUCGCACUGCCCCAGAAGCGCGUGCUUGGACCCUUUCGGCAAGUUUGUGUGUGUGUGCGCGUGCGCAUGUCUGUGCGCGUGUGCGUGUGUGUGCGUGUGCGCUUCAGCACUGGCAGUGUUGUCUAGGGGACGUGACCGGUAAUAGCCGCGUGCAGCCAACAAGCUGUUUUUUAGAAGCCGACGUUUCAGGGAAGAGGAGAGAGCUGCCACGGGACCCUCGUCCCGCGGGCGUUACUAUGAAUGUAUUGCAUUUUGGAGAAUAUCUUGAUCCAAAGAACAAUCACUCGUGUGUGGUCCUUCGCUGCCCACCUGCUUUAACUUUAUUUUGAAGCUCUUGGGUGCGUGAGGACCUUGGAGCUGCCGUGGUUUUGUUCCAGCCACGUCAGCAGAGUACGGACGGCACCUCAGUGAAGGGAACAGUGAAGGCUCGGGCCGGCCUCACCCUUUGUGCCACCAGAUGUCGGUCUGGGUGCGGAGGAGGGCGGGCCUGGCCACGGGGACUCACAGAGCGGGGUGGGGGGGCCCUCUGGCCCUCGCUGAGCACAUGAGGGGACCCCAAGGCAGAGCCCCGGACUCUGAGCCUCACUCACCGUCCCAGAGUAUUCAGGAUGGCAACAGCUUUAUUUUUUGUAUCAUUUAUGUUUGUUUCUCUCCCACGUCACGAGCGAUAAAACAGGCCCUUCAGUGCAGAGCUGAAAAUGCUGUCAGAAAGCAAACAGCUCCCCUCCUUGGGGACUUGCCUUAAACUUGCCUGGUCUGCGGCUGUUCUGUGGGACCCAUGAGGACGCGAGCCGGGACGCGGUCCAGGGCGCUCCUACAGCCCCGCCUGCAGGCCCAGAAGAGUUGGUGUUUCAUUCCUGGCUCGGACGCCUUUCUGUUCAUCUGUGAACUGUUCCGUUUCUGUUUGGAAUUAAUCCAUAUCCUAUCCUAAUCAGGGCUUCUGCCGCUGCUGAUGCAGAUCCACAGGGGGACCUACCUGAGACACAGCUGUCGCCAGGCGAGCAAAGCUGGGGGACGUCUCGGCAACGGACCGAGUCUGCACACACGUGUGAGCCAUGGGGUAGGGCCGUGUCCCCACCAGAGGGACGGGCCCGAGGGGGCCAGACACGACGCGCGUCCAGAGGUCGUGUUGCGUGUUCAUUUGCACAUGUGUUGUCUGGGGUGGACGUGUAUGUCCGGCUUCAGUGUGAGGCUUUUAACAUGUAUACCUGUUUAUCAAUAAAAACAUGGUCGAAGUGGUUGAACCCGUGAGACUUGCAGGUGUGCAAA